Perca fluviatilis (European perch) is the source of this 800-nucleotide messenger RNA. Its product is annotated as arfaptin-1-like. Gene Ontology annotation, biological process: regulation of Arp2/3 complex-mediated actin nucleation; intracellular protein transport. Bases 1 to 330 code for a protein of 109 amino acids. The transcript has 2 exons. The record is from RefSeq and is a predicted model, not a curated record. Gene Ontology annotation, molecular function: phospholipid binding; protein domain specific binding. Gene Ontology annotation, cellular component: trans-Golgi network membrane. Lineage: Eukaryota; Metazoa; Chordata; Actinopteri; Perciformes; Percidae.
AUGGAGUACGAUGCGUACCGAGUGGACCUGGAGGAGCUGAACCUGGGGCCCCGGGACGCCAUCACCAUGCCUAAACUGGAGCUGGCCCAGAAGGACUUCCAGAGCCAGAGGGAGAAAUACCAGAGUGUCCGGGACGGCCUGUCCGUCAAAGUCAAGCUGCUGCAGGAGAACAAGGUUAAAGUCCUCCACAAGCAGCUGUGGCUGCUCCACAGCGCCGUCGCUGCCCACAGUUUAUCGUGUCAAAACUUCCUGGAGCAGAACAUGCGGCAGGCCGGCGAACGCCUCAACACCCCCAGCGUAGACGCCCCGUCCUGGCUGGAGGAAAGUUGACACGACAAACCAAACAACAACCAAAAUUGGCCACGUGGACGGAAGUUGGGUUCGAAGAAUGUUUUGCAAUAAAAUGGACUAGAAAUGUUCAGAUGCAUGUGGAUUUUGGGAUAGUUAGGUAGGUAGGUAGGUAGGUAGGUAGGUUAUUUAUACCAAAGUGGAAUUGGGAGCUUUUGGGUUUCGGAUGGAUUUCAAGCCUCUGGAAAGUGUUCGCUACAAAUAUGAGGAGUUAGAUGCAGCAGUUUACAGGGAAAUUAAUUGUUUUGGAUGUUGAAUGGGCUCCUUUUUAAAGGCUCAGAAAACGUGCAAUUUUAUCACUUUCCAGGUCUAAAAAAGCUUUGAAAAGGAUGUAUUUUAUUUUGAAUUCUUGGCAUGUUUAACUCUCUGUUUUCUAUACUAUGCAUCCAUUCACAGACGUACAGUACUUGUGACUUCUGACCUGUUUAACAGAGACGAGCCCCCCUCUGGUU